UGAAUUUGAAUGAAUGGUAAUAUAACAAACAAAUAUGUCUACCUUUCGUCAUUGCUUCACGUAAAUAACAAAGUACAAUUUCAACGAUAUGAUAUCUUUCUUUUCGAAGCUUUCAUUGAAUAACACCGUAAAAUCUCCCAUCGAAUUCGCUAAGCCAGCUUAUAUGGACAAAAGUGCAACAUUACAGGAGCUCGGGUAUAAUGACGAGAAUGACUUAAGAGAAACAAUUUACGACUUUUUGCGGACCAUAAGGGACCCAGAAAAGCCGAGUACACUUGAGGAUUUAAAAGUUAUUUAUGAGGACGGUAUUUUUGUAAAAGAGCCAACUGAAGACAAAGUGCCUGUUUUGCGAGUGGAGUACAAUCCUACAGUGCCUCAUUGUUCUCUGGCGACGCUCAUAGGACUGUGCAUUAGGAUUAAGAUACAGCGGUCCCUUCAUCACCCCGUUAAAUUGGAUAUAUUCAUCAAGAAAGGGGCACACACAACAGAAGAUGAAAUUAACAAACAAAUCAAUGACAAGGAACGGAUUGCAGCUGCGAUGGAGAAUCCUAAUCUGAGAAAUCUCGUCGAGAACUGCAUCGCUGACGAGGAGUAA
This is a messenger RNA of Achroia grisella, 595 nucleotides long. It is a transcript of the gene galla-1, whose product is annotated as MIP18 family protein galla-1. Bases 89 to 595 code for a protein of 168 amino acids. The transcript has 3 exons. The record is from RefSeq and is a predicted model, not a curated record. NCBI's taxonomy places the organism in Eukaryota, Metazoa, Arthropoda, Insecta, Lepidoptera, Pyralidae.